AUGACGCUGACCUACGAUCACAAACCCCCUGGCACGGAGCGGCAGGUAAUCGGGCAAAGACUGCGGGAAUGGGACGAGAGCUCCCCGUAUCACAAGGGACGUCCGCUGCGGUCGCCACGCGGCAAUCCGACUUUGACGCUCGUCGAGCGCGACAUUAACUUCCGCAACAUCCCCGAGGUGCGCGCUGUAACGUUAUCGUCGUAUGUGCCCGCGGCACUCAAGAACGAGGACUUUCUGCUGGUGGCCCGCGCGGCGAUGCAGGCCAUCACGGGGUCGGUGCCUGAAACGGUCAAGACGAGAAAGAGCGUUGCGCAGUGGGGAAUUGCCGAAGGCAAGAAGUCUGGCGUCAAGACGACCAUCUACGGAAAUGCAGCGUAUGAGUUUCUUGACAAAUGUGUCCAUCUGGUUUUCCCGAGGAUCAAGGACUGGCCGGGUCUUAAGGGAAGCACGGGUGACAGCUCGGGAAAUUUGUCUUUCGGCUUGACACACGAGAAUAUGGCCUUGUUCCCAGAGAUCGAGGUCAACUAUGAUAUUUAUCCUCCUAAGAUGCUUCCAGGUUGCCGUGUUUUUGUGGAAACAACAGCCAACUCAGACAGACAAGCCCGCUUAUUGUUCCAGGCACUGGGCUUCCCAUUUUACGGACGUUUGAGAAAUUAA
Molecule: messenger RNA, 657 nt
Organism: Phaeoacremonium minimum UCRPA7
Lineage: Eukaryota; Fungi; Ascomycota; Sordariomycetes; Togniniales; Togniniaceae
Product: putative 54s ribosomal protein l7 protein
Exons: 3
Coding region: 1-657 (218 amino acids)
Biological process (GO): translation
Cellular component (GO): cytosolic large ribosomal subunit; ribosome
Molecular function (GO): structural constituent of ribosome; RNA binding
Source: RefSeq, a predicted model, not a curated record